AUGGGUGAUAUCAAUGCUGUCUUGAAAAGUGUUAAGACACGCAACACAAAACUUACGUCCAGAUCACAUUUAAAAGCACUGAAGAAAAUACGACUAAUACUUGAAGAUCUCACUAAGGCCCUAUUUAAAAGGGUGGCGAUAUGGUCCUGCAAGCAAUUAACCCAAUGGAAAACGUGUUUAAAUGCUCCGCAGAACAUCACAGAAUAUUUAAAGUCUAGUGGACAGAAUAGGGGAGAUUGGAAGAUUUCAUAUUUUAUGGUCAAUGUACCUCUUCAUGCUGAAAUCGUCCAAUGCAUCAAUGAAGGUCUCCUGUCUGAUAACGAUUCAGAUGGCGAGCUGUCAAAUCCGGAUUCAAAGUCGAUGCUUCAUUAUUCAGUUGCCAAGAGAGAUAUUGGUCACUCUUCCACGGUUGUAUCAAAAACUUCAAAGCAAAUUAUGAAUACUCGUGUAAUUGCAAAUGUGCAAUCUUAUGGCAAGAACCAGCAUGGAGCAGUAGAUGAAGUUGAAAUUAACCACUCCAAUUCAUCACGAUGCGGUUGCAACCGAUCCUUCACCGCUGUUUCCCACGUCCAAGGACCUAGCUCAGGACGUUCUGAUAACUGUGGCACUUGGGGACAGAUGUGUUCCGAUCCCGGCAGAAUGGCUAACAGUGGUGGGGGAUGCAGUUCAGGGGGGCAGAACGCAACCAAGUGCCCGUCUAGUUGCCCUAUAAAAUCUGUAAAUGACAUUUCCAAGGAGACGGAUAUAAACAAAAUUGCGGCGUCAUGUAUUCGCAGAUAUACGCUGGAAGAGUCUAAAGCGUUGGCAACAUCUUCACCCAUGUACAGGCCAAAUCCUUGCUCUCCCACGCAAAAAUCGUGCGAUAACAUGAAACCUACUGCCUCCUGCCCAGGAGAACAGAUGUCUACUACUCCUAAGAUGCCAGGAAAGAAGGUUGAAGGACAAGCAGAGCUUUCUCUAAAACCUCUGUCAUCACCAAAAUGCAGACAAAAUUACUCGAGGAUGCGACAGAACGAGUCUGUUACGGCAGAUUCAUCAGACGGACAAUGUCGAAGGGGAUUACAGAGUUCUUCAAUGUGUCGUCCCACUAAACCACAAAAUGAUAAAUGUAUGAGAAAUUCCACGGAAUCUUUCGAUGAUUUCAAAUCUUUUUGCAAUCCCGGCUACUCACAGCCUAGUCCACCAACAAACAUGCAGAGAAAUCCUGCUAACCGAAAAUCUGGUAGACACAGUCCAUGUCGCAUUGCGAUAACUGGAUGUGAACGUCCUGUCUUGCCGUCCUAUUGUCCACCUAGGAUUUCUAAUCCUGAAAUUGACUCAAGAGACAGGUUCAGUCGUAGACGAACUGAUUAUGGUGUUUGUGGGGACAUGAGCAAAUCGACCUCGAGAUUUCUUAACACUGGAGAAGAUGGAGAAUGUGGUGGUUCAUCACAACGCUUAACAGGCGGAGAAAAGAUGAAUAGAGAUUGUUGUCAGCAGUCGUCGCGUUAUCCUAUAUCGCCUUCUCCCAAAUGGAACAAUACUACAGCUAAAGAUGUCUCUUGCGAUUGCCUAAAGGGCAAUCGUCCUCAAGAUUCCCGCAACGAGGACCAGGAAUUACGUUACGGUGAUGAUAGCUGUCAAAAGAACCCUGGGGGGUAUUCCUUCAAGAUCAAAUAUACCGAGGUGGAAGAGGCAGAUUCACCAUCUACACCCGAUGCGUCUGACGAUGACUGUUUGGGCAAACCUAAUCAGCUACAAGUAAGAGAUCGUAAUCGUCAUUCACCUAACGAGUGCUCAUGUAAAUCGCCUUGUAAGACCCCGAGCAAUUCGCAGCACGCUAGUUGUAAGUAUUCAGUAGAGGACUACAGUCGCGACGACGAUGAAGUAGGCUAUCAAGGCUGUGAAAACUUUGAUGGUGAUACUGGAGCUUGUCCUGACGACUACUAUGGCAACGAUUCAAGUGUUCCACCAUUUCUUCAAGAUGAAAGUAGUUGUGGAAGAAUUCGGGCUUCAAAACAUACAUAUGAAGAUCCCUCCGCCAUUAUGAUGCAGCGUUAUCAACAAAAUUACAUGUCUUGUUCUCCAGACUUCGCGGAAUUUUCCCGCAGUCCACAUCAGCCACAGCAGCGGUACAUGGAGGAAAAUAGAGGCUGCAUGCAUCAGAUGUGGUCAGACAUGGAACGUUCACCAAAUUGGCACGGGAACACGAAAAAUUCUGAACGUGCAAGGUGCAUGUCUCGAGCGCAUUCUGAAGAGUGUCCAUCACCCUACCCAGUUUGCAAAAAGUCCUGCGGAAUUCGUCGGAAACGUAGUCGCAAGAGAUGUGUGUCCCGACGCCAGCCCACACAGAAAUGCUCAGGCAGACCGCGGAAAGUAGUCAAAUUGUCCCGCAGAGCGUCAAUGGAGUUAGAGCGUCGAUAUGCCGCUCAGGUGCCCAGGAGCGAAUCCAGUUUGGCUUGCGAAGCCGCCAGAAACAAACGACGUUACUCACCGCCUGAUAGUUGUCGUGAAGACGCUAUAGUGUCCGGAGAGAAUAAAAAGUGUCUUUGUAGGUCAUCAUCGAGAUGUGUAAUGGUGAAUCCAUGCUAUCGUAACAAUCGUGCUGCUCUUUUGAGACGGAAGUUCAAUGCAGCGAAAAUAGAAGAGGAAGGUGACCCCUGUUGUUGUGUAAUGCUCUUUCGAUCCACUCCAGUGCAGGGAAAUGACUUCAGUCCAGGUCAAUUCUCUGAAUCUUGUGAAGAGAGGGAAGGAGGAGCCUUCAAUUGUUGCAUGAACGGGGAGCAGGUGGAGAGAGAUCCAUGCCGUAAACCCAAAUCUCCCUGUUCCAGAAGUCCGAUUCCCUUGAAUGGCUGUCAACCUAGAGAACGUGAUACAGAGGCAAAAAAAAAUUCCUGUCGAAGUAAUACUCCCUGUCUUAACAUCGACUUAAAGGGAAAAAAAAUUAUGCUCAGAAAAUUUGAAAACACAACAAACUGCGCCAGUUCUGAGUUAACGCUACCAGAAAAUAUGUGCGGAAAAAACUCCGCCAACAAUGACAUUUCCAUAGCCUUGGGUGAUAAAACCAUCAUCAUCAAGAAUCCCGACUCCAACGAUCAAACAACCAAGGAGGAAGAAAGCAAGGAAGGUGAUAAGAAGGAGAAGUGCACUCAAUGUGCCAAAAAAAGGAGUUUCUUCGCGAGGAUGUGCGACAAAUUUAAGAAAAAGUGUGCCAAAGCGAAUGCACAAAAUCAGACUGAUGAGGAGGUGAAGGAUGAUGACAGUGAUGAUACUGAUACAGGAGAUGGAUCUAAGUGCAUGCCCGUGAAUGACACGACUUCUUGUUCCUUGCGCUUCAAUGAAACACGUUCAUAUAACUGUUCUGCAUGCUCCACGUCUCGAUGUGUUUCUAAUCAAAGUCAUUCCUUCAUGGAUUUCACUGAUGAUCCCACAACGAACUUGCAACUUACCAUGCGUAGCUGGAACAAUACAGCAAGUGAACCGCAUUCGGGGGUCCCUGCAUUUGUGCAACACCCCCUCAUAAAUUCAAGAGGCUGGUGCAAGAGUGAAAGAGUAUACCAUAAAACAGGACGGCGGCAAUGUAGGGCAGACUACAGGAUGAGAACUUGCCCCACUGGUAUGUGGCAAAAUAACUUGUGCGCAAGAUCACAUUCAUUUGCGCCUGACAUGUCUGUAAAGUGUUGCAGUGUUGAUUCGAAGGCGCUGGUAACAAAAUGCCUUUGCAAAGAGGUGAAUUUAGGUGUACCAUCAUGUAAAAAACCUACAAUGCGAAUACGGAAAGAAAGAAACUUCAAACUAAAUGGAGUGUGUUUCUGUUCAAAGUACGGAUACCCCAACAAGGGUUAUUAUUUCCCAUUGUUAGCAUUCGGUCACUCCAUUGAGGACAAUUCUGAUCAGGUAAUAGGCCCUAAAAGAUUGAGAAAUUAUCACAGAUUCGCACAAUGUCCAUGCUAUAGGUCCUACAUUAGGCAGUUCCCUUACCAUGGAGGUAAAGUGAGUCCCGAACGUGGUGAUAGGGAUUAUGAAAAGGAAGAUCGAAUGAAGGCAAUUGAGAAAAGCAAAAAUAGCAACAACUUUUCCAGUGGAAUGAAUGAAUUUGAUUGUUGUGCCAAAUCAAUGGGAAAUGGAGGUCCUACUACCGAAGGAGGAAAGACUGCAAGUUCACAAUGUUUUACUCGGAACUCAUCAUCACAUUUUUUGCACGAGCCUACAAUAAAACCACCUCAUCAGGGCUCUGCUUCGACGAAAAAUACGUGUGAUGACCUAAAACGCUUAGACAGGCCGCUGUUCCAGACAAUUAAUCGACCAUGCUACGAAGUUCUGGCACUGUUCAAACGUCCCCUGGCCAAAAAUCAUAAAAACGAGUUGAUGAUACAUGAACCACAGAAGUCAAAAUAUCUGGAUUCACAUUACCAGCCAGCGUUAAGAAAGGUAAGAACUGAUCCAUCUACAGUAAAAUCAAAGAAUGUGAACACUUCUAGUCGCUGGCCUAGAAUAUCCACACCAUAUAAAAAGGGCUCUCACACCUUACCGAACGGUCGCACUAUAGAAAACCUGGGAGAAGUUGACAACCGUAGGUUUAGUGCCACUAAAUCGACUGAUGAAUUUACUUGCAGUCGGGUUGAAAGUGCCUUAUUGAGUCCGUUAAACAAAACCUGUGGAUAUGUUGAAGUUCGCCCCAUCUGUAAACAACCAGUUGUGAUAAAGUCUUCUGUGAAGAGUAAAUCCGGUCUGGAUGUUCCUUUCUAUGCAAAAAACUGGUCACAAUCGAUGCCCAAAUUUCAGCCAUCUCCAGUUCGGUCUUCCUCGUUUAUGAUGCCAUAUGGAAAUACGCUGUCUGCUAAACCAGCAUUUCUUCCCAGAAAUAGCGCUCCAUCAUUGCAAACGAGGCGAUCCUACGGCCAGGUCCCGCCGUCCAUCUGUUCGAAAGCCUCCUUCAACAAUAUGUGCCCACACCAUUGUAGGGUGUCUUUUGAUUCAAAGCCUGUGAAUCCUCCAUAUGAGAGCAUGGGUUGUGGAAACUACCCUAGGGGUGCAAACUACCCAACUGGAUUUUCAAAAAUGUCAGAACGUAUCAUGCCACCAGUUCCAUGCCAACGAGCUUACUCUCUUGAAAUUGCGAAGAUGCAUAACGGACCCACUGAGGUGAAUAAGUUGAAAUCAGCAGUAGUUCCAAAAGGGAAAGAUCAAGUUCCAAAACCAUGGCAGGGAUCUGAAAAGGCUUCAGCGAUCAAAGUCCCCGAAGCUUCCUUAACUCCACGUGUCAUGAAUGCGUCCCCUUUGCGGAGUUCAUCGAAUUCCUUUGGGUUCCCAUCACCCCACGAAAAUGCCAAGAUUCAGUCGAUCAAAGCAGUAAUACAGGCGCCUAAGAUGCCAAAAUACACGUUUGCUCGGUGCCAAAAUGAUAGAUUACUGCCCGAUUCGAGAUUCGCCGUAAUAUCCCCUUCACUACACCACAAAGCAUCAAUUAUGACUAAUGGGUACGAGGCCAAUGAGAACACAGAAGUCGAGCCUUUAACUCCCAUGGGUCAAAAGAAGGGGGAAAAAAUCCCAUUACAGUAUUCUUUUCAAGUGGAAGGGAGAAGAAUUCACGUGAAGGUUGACAAAGAGGGUGUAUUUCAUGUGCAGGAGGUGGGGAAACCACCUUCACCACCGCCAUCUGUUAACGUCGUCAAAAGUGGUGAGAAAUUGAGGCCCAACACAAAUGGUGUUAACGGCGAGCGAUCGACAAGUCUGGGCUCUUCAAUAAAGGCAACAGAUAAGGCGAGGGAGAUCCAGUCCCAGCCCUCUUCAAGUGCACAGCUUGAAUCUGAAUCCAGUGGGAAAUCCAUAGGAGUUAAUGGUACCCCCAAUAAGUGCUCUAUAUCUCGUUCGAAGAAUUCUCCCAUUCAUGAGAUCCUGAGACGUUCUAUCAGGUCGUUAAGUGGAAAACUUACACCAAGAUUUUCCUGUCAGGCGAAUCAACAGAUGGGCAAUAGCCAUACCGUAAUAGAGGAGGAAAAAAUGUCCGGAAGCGAUUGUGAAUUUUGGGUGCCACUCACAGCAUCGGAGAUUCCCUUUCAAACGGAUUCUAAGAGGAUUACCUCCAAAAUCUUCUCGACUAACAGUCAACUGAAAAUGCACAACACGAGUGAAGAGUCGAUGAUUCCGUGUAACCAGAAUGACCAUCAAGCGAUCCUCGAUCACUGCAGAGGCACACGUCGUCGGACUUCCACAACUAGUAGUCAAAUGCUGUUUCGAGGUGUUGGUACAGCUGUAGGAAGCAGUUAUACUGAUGCUCUACCUAUUGUUUCGUCAACCAAGUCACACAGAAGUAAGAAGAAGAAGCGAGUCUAUGCCAAUGCGGAGUCAGAGAAUGUCAACAAGCCAGUUUCGUACACUCAUUACUCCAAUUACAAAUCCGGUGAUUGUGUUCAGAAGAGAGGUAGCUGGGCAGAUGAACGUGACUGUAUUGUGGAAGAUUUUGACUCCUACCCCAAAACCAAGAACUCAACUCUUUUCACCUAUGACUGUCAAUCGGACAGUGAAACAUCCAUAGGGAUUUCCGCCUCUAUGAACAUGGGCAAGCAGUUGCGGCUUCAAGCUGGUUACAUGGACAGCGCUAAGCCCGCUACCCCAUAUCACCAUUUUAGCCUCUUAGGUUUUUCAGGGGGCGAGGAAGAUUCAACUCGCCCCCAUGUAGAAAAACAACAUGCGCCUAUUAUUCGAUCUAAUUCUGCACCUCUUUUUCUAAGGAAAAAAACUUUAUCAAACCACCUUUUUUCAAAUCAGGGGACCCCUGAACCAGCAUUGUCAAAUUCCGACACGGAUAAUAUCAUGGAAACCCCCUUCAAUGAGGAUUAUUGUGACUUGCAAGAGGGGACAGAAGCACAGGCACAAGCUGACUUGACUAAUCGCAAUAACUCUGCUCGAGAAGAGGGUAGAAUCACCACUAGAAAAGUCUCCAACCGAAAAAUUUACAGUGAAGAAUUUCUGCAGCAAUGCUCCAAUUUUUCCAACCAAAACAACUACUUCAAGUCCCAUCAUGAGCAAGUGACUCAUCCACAACUGACUACCCUACGGUCACCGCGUUUAUUACCUCCCCUAAAUGACUCGCUCGUCUGCGGGGAUGUCAAAAAAAUUGUUUCAGUGGGGAGUCAACUAAGCAAUGAAAAAGAAAAGAAUGUAACCAUGUUUCCAGUGGAGAUCGACAAAGACGACACAUCGUUGAGGAAUGAUGGUAACUCUACCGAAUCAGUAAAGGAGAAGAGUAGUGAUUCCGAAACUGAAGAUCCAUCACCUAUGAGUACAACAUUAACACUACUGCUAGAAGGACUUUGUGGCACCGGUGGAGGUGCAAUGGAUUCCCGUGUGUCCACUCGGAGUGAACCUCAGCGAUUCAACACAAAAUGCAAAAAACGUCCAUGCGUGAACGAGAAUGUGCGGUGUGCCUCAAAACCUACAACUAAUGGGCAGAAUAAAGGUGAGGGAAAGAGAGUCGAGACCAGUGCCCACAACUGCUUGAAAUUUAAGGAAAAUAAGUCUUUUCUUCUCCGUAAGAGGCAAAACUGCAAUCACACAAGCGUUAGAUGCAUGGCCUGCUUGAAGAAACAACAAAAGCAGACUCUUGCUAAGCCUGAAAUCCACUUCUUUGCCAAAGGCAUUUUGAAACAUCCAUUCCGAAAAGCACGUAGAAAAGACAAGCGUUCACCGAAGGAUACAAUCUUCAAGAAGAGUUCUAAAGGUUCACCCCGGUCUGAGACAAAGAAGCGUCGUCGAGGUCAUUUAACAAAGCCUAGUGGAGACCGCUGUUGUUGCGCCAGUUUAUCGAGGCGUUGGAGAUCAUCGAGUCGACACAAAACACGGUCUCACGCUUCCUCCUGUUGCAAUCGAAUGGCCUCAUUCGGAAUCGACACUGAUGGAUAUGGACCUAAUACCUCGACUGAAUGCUAUACAUUUCAAUUAGUUGAACCGUCAGUGAGUAUUGAACAACCCAGUCCUGACUUUAGCAGGUGCAAAUAUGAUCCAUUGAUGCAUCAGAGUAGGCUAUUUAGACAGUGCUCAGACGUGUCUGUGGCUCCCAGAAGCGCAUCUCUCAGUCAAUACAGUCGAAAACACUUCGUUUCCGCGUCCUCUCCCAAAUCAAGAAGUGUAAGCAUGCCAACGGCCGAGGAGAAUGAAGAUGAUGGCGAAGUAGAAAACUCUACCAAAUUUGGCAAACCUAAUUUUAUAUUCCCACCACCCUAUAACACUUCUCAUGCCCCUGGAAAAUUAUCCCUCAAUUCCAGCAGCAAGACAGGAGAGUGUCAAAGCUUGAUGGGCGAUUUUACUGACCCUCUAUUAAAUUGA
Molecule: messenger RNA, 8307 nt
Organism: Echinococcus granulosus
Lineage: Eukaryota; Metazoa; Platyhelminthes; Cestoda; Cyclophyllidea; Taeniidae
Exons: 3
Coding region: 1-8307 (2768 amino acids)
Source: RefSeq, a predicted model, not a curated record